AUGCUCCAAGCUGGUCAUAUUACUCCUUCACAUAGUCCUUGGGCAUCUCCAAUCGUAUUAUCCCCUAAAAAAGAUGAUACACUCAGAUUUUGUGUUGAUUAUCGAAAGUUGAAUGCUAAUACAAUUCGUACAGCAUAUCCUAUGCCUCAAUCACGUCUUGUCUAUAUAGAUGAUAUUGUCGUAUUCUCUUCCACAUUUGAACAACAUCUUAAAGAUUUAUCCUCUGUCUUUGAUCAUCUCAAAACUGCUGGACUUACUCUUAAAGCCUCAAAAUGUGAUUUUUGUAGAAAAGAAUUAAAGUACUUAGGACAUAUUAUUACUCCUGACGGUAUUAAACCUGAUCCCGGUCUAAUCGACUCCGUGAAACUUUUUCCUCAACCUACACGAUUAAAAGACAUUCAAUCAUUUUUAGGCUUAACUGGAUACUACAGAAAAUUUAUAAAAGAUUACGCUAAAAUACGUUCUCAUCAAAAAUCUAAACCUCCACCAAAUAACAUAGAAUGGUCUGUUGAGUGUACUAUAGCCUUUGAACGAUUAAAAACUGCACUUACUCAGGCUCCUAUACUUCGAGCUCCAAAUUUUAAUGAACCUUUCAUUUUGGAAACAGAUGCCUGUGAUUAUGGUCUUGGUGCUGUCCUUACUCAAGAAUAUGAUAAUAAAAAAACUUGUUAUUGCUUACGCUAG
Molecule: messenger RNA, 684 nt
Organism: Rotaria sp. Silwood1
Lineage: Eukaryota; Metazoa; Rotifera; Eurotatoria; Philodinida; Philodinidae
Source: the annotation of a GenBank genome assembly